AACCCUGUAGUUAUUCAGCACAAAUGAUUUAUCAAGAAAUUAGUUUUCCAUUUUUGUAAUUCCAACGCAUUGGGUCACAUCGCCCAAAAGACCAAACCCAUCUAAAGUGGCCAGCAACGCGCGCCGAUUGCAUCCGGGUGGCAACUCCAGCAGAACGUUGCCGAGCUGCGAAACUGUGCAAAAGCAAAACGAAGAGAACGCAGCGCAGCCGAAAAAAAUUGAAGCAGCACUGCACGCGAUAUAUUUUGUAUUUUCAAAGGUUAAAGCCGCAUUCAAAGGCAUCCGCCGAGCGCAAACGAAGUGCAAAAGUGCCGGCCAGCCACAACAUUUAGCAGCCGCAAAGCAAAAGACUGAUUUGAUUACAAGGAAUUAAGAGCAGGUACGCGAGGAUUCUGCCCCUGCACACUGAAUUGAACCCUAGAUAACACGGCAAACUGCAGUCGACGGGGAAAAGUCGGGAGUUGAAGGCUGGGCAGCAGCAGCAUCAGCAGGAGGGACGGACGACGAAGAACCACCAAAACAAAGCGGAAAAACCAGGAGUCACCACGUCCAGCAACAUGGAAGAUCUUCUCGUGGAAGUUCGGCUCGACAAUGGCGCCUACUACAAGGGCCAGGUGACAGCUGUCGGCGAUGAUGGCAUCUUUGUGGAUGUGGACGGCGUGCCCGAGGUGAUGAAAUAUCCAUUUGUGAACGUCCGCCUGCCGCCCGAGGAAACCGUGGAGGUGGCCGCCCCAAUCUUCGAGGAGGGCAUGGAGGUGGAAGUGUUUACGCGCACAAACGAGCGCGAAACCUGCGGCUGGUGGGUGGCCAUCAUCAAAAUGCUCAAAGCGGACAUCUGUGCGGUCGCGUACAUUGGUUUUGAGACGCCCUACACCGAAAUCUGCGAACUGGGCCGUCUGCGCGCCAAAAACUCGAAUCCGCCAAUUACAGCCAAGUCCUUCUAUCAGUUCACGCUGCCCGUUCCCGAGGAGUUGCGCGAAGAAGCCCAGAAGGAUGGCAUACACAAGGAGUUUCAGCGCACAAUCGAUGCCGGCGUCUGCAACUACAGUCGCGAUCUGGACGCCCUGAUCGUCAUCUCCAAGUGGGAGCACACUCAGAAGCGCGCCAGCAUGCUCAAGGAUAUGCAUUUUCGUAAUCUCUCACAGAAGGUUAUGCUGUUGAAAAGGACUGAAGAAGCUGCUCGUCAGCUCGAAACGACUAAACUGAUGAGCCGUGGAAACUACGUUGAGGAGUUCCGUGUGCGUGACGAUCUCAUGGGCCUGGCCAUCGGCUCGCAUGGCUCGAAUAUACAAGCGGCACGCACGCUGGUCGGCGUCACCAACAUCGAGCUGGAGGAGAAGUCCUGCACAUUCAAGAUCAGCGGCGAGACCGAGGAGUCUGUGCAGCGGGCCCGCGCCAUGCUCGAGUACGCUGAGGAGUUCUUCCAGGUGCCCAGGGAGCUGGUGGGCAAGGUGAUCGGCAAGAACGGACGCAUCAUCCAGGAGAUUGUGGACAAAAGUGGCGUGUUUCGAAUCAAGGUGAGUGCUAUCGCUGGCGACGACGAGCAGGAUCAGAACAUCCCACGCGAGCUGGCGCACGUACCCUUUGUGUUCAUUGGCACCGUGGAGAGCAUUGCGAAUGCCAAAGUGCUCUUGGAAUAUCAUCUGUCGCAUCUGAAGGAAGUGGAGCAGCUGCGCCAGGAGAAACUGGAGAUUGAUCAGCAGCUUCGCGCCAUCCAGGAAUCCUCCAUGGGCUCCACACAGAGCUUCCCCGUGACGCGGCGUUCUGAGCGCGGCUACAGCAGCGACAUCGAGUCCGUGCGCUCAAUGCGCGGCGGUGGCGGCGGUCAGCGUGGACGCGGACGCGGACGUGGCGGCGGCGGUCCUGGUGGCGGUAACGGGCUGAACCAGCGUUACCAUAACAAUCGCCGCGACGAGGACGACUACAAUUCGCGAGGGGAUCAUCAGCGCGACCAGCAGCGUGGCUACAACGAUCGCGGCAGCGGCGACAACAGCGGCAAUUACCGUGGCGGUGGCGCCGGUGGGCCCGGCAACAACAGGCGCGGUGGCGUCAACCGCCGGCCGCCACGCAACGAGCAGCAGAACGGCAGGGACUAUCAGCACCACAACCACACCGCCGAGGAGGUGCGGGAGACCCGUGAAGUGAGCAGCGUGGAAAGAGCGGACAGUAACUCAUCGUACGAGGGCAGCUCGAGGAGGCGUAGAAGGCAGAAGAACAACAAUGGGCCAAGUAACACAAACGGAGCGGUGGCCAACAACAACAACAAACCCCAGUCGGCGCAGCAGCCACAACAGCAACAACCGCAGCCGCCGGCGCCUGUGAACAAGGCGGCACUGAAUGCCGGAGAUGCCAGCAAACAGAACAGCGGCAAUGCGAACGCCGCUGGCGGUGCGAGCAAGCCGAAGGAUGCCUCACGCAACGGCGACAAGCAGCAGGCGGGCACACAACAACAGCAGCAGCAGCAGCCGCAACAGCAGCAACCAUCGCAGGUACAGCAGCAACAGCAGGCGCCACAGCAGCAGCAACAGCAGCCGAAAGCGCGACGCAACAACAAGAAUCGCAGCAACAACCACACGGACCAGCCAACCGGCCAGCAGCAGCUGACGGAGAAUGUCAAAAAAGAGGGCCUGGUUAAUGGCACGUCCUAAGCCAAUUGGGCAAAGCGGUAGCAGCAGCAGCAGCAGCAGCGGUAGCAGCAACUAACAGAUGGGAAGAACAACAUGAACAUGAACACAAAUUGCACAUUGUUCAACGAAGUAACAAUGUUGUGAGCGCAGCGGGGGCAGUUUUAAUAUUCAUGUUGAUGUCAUUGAAUAUAACCGCCACAUAACACAACAAACAACAACAACACAUCCAAGCAACAGCAGACACUAGAACAACAACAACAUCAGCCAGAACAUCAGUCACUAACAAAUUGUUUGAGAAACUAUAUGAGUAACUAAAAGAAGGAAACGAAAAAUUAAAAUACAUGAAAUAUGUAACAAAUGUAAAAGCAUAUACUAACACACACACACAGAUACACUCACACACACACACACACACACACACACAGUUCGAAUUAUACACAAAAAAAAAAAAGAAAUAAAAGAAAAUUCAUGCCUAGGCUUAUAAUUUGAAUUGAAACUAAAAAAGCUUCAAUAACAAUCAAAAUGAAUUAUAUUUAUGUAUAAAACUAAUUCAAAGGCAAUUAUAAACAAGCAAAACGAACGAAUCGAAAGGGAAACAUUGAAUAUGAAAACUAAAACUUUAACUCUAAUCCGGGCAAUUAGCGUAGUUUUUCGAAAGGAAAAUCUAAAGAAAACCUGGCAGAACGGGCGCUUCUAAAGCGCCCUUUGUGUCGACUUGAAAAGUUUCUAGUUAUAUGCAUAUUAUAAUAAAACGAGAAUAAUAUAAUUGCAUUUUUUGUUUUGGUUAAAUUAAUUUUAAUUGAGUCUGUCAUCUGUUUUUUUUUGUGUAUAAUUCGUGCAUGCAACAACUUAAUCGCCAAGCAGGUUUUUCGAUUUUACCAUAAUUUUUGUAUUAUUAUUGUUUAGUUUACCAUUGUAAAUGCCAUGGCGCGCUUAGAAGUUGCCUAUAAAAUUUAACAAAGUGAACGAACGCGGCUCCAGACAAAAGCCAAGACAAACAAAUCGACUUGCAAGUGAAUGUUGGCAAUGGACAUGUUCGUCUUGGGCUUUUGCAGCGUUAUAUUGUUUAUUUUGUUCGUUACAACAUGGAAACCCUCUCUUAUUUGUAUAAUGUUGUAUUUAUUUUCUAUUAUUAACACAUCCCCACCCCACACUCAGCCGCAUACACCAUCAAAAAACACUAAUGUCAACUCUCACAUACACGCUCGCUCAUACAAACAAUGAAAGGAAAACUCAUUGAUCUUGAUUUUGUUUUAUAAAUAUAUAAUUUACUUCGCCAAA
Molecule: messenger RNA, 3908 nt
Organism: Drosophila gunungcola (fruit fly)
Lineage: Eukaryota; Metazoa; Arthropoda; Insecta; Diptera; Drosophilidae
Gene: Fmr1
Product: fragile X messenger ribonucleoprotein 1 homolog
Exons: 12
Coding region: 558-2648 (696 amino acids)
Biological process (GO): regulation of modification of synaptic structure; central nervous system development; negative regulation of translation
Cellular component (GO): neuronal ribonucleoprotein granule; neuronal cell body; axon
Molecular function (GO): translation regulator activity; protein homodimerization activity; mRNA 3'-UTR binding
Source: RefSeq, a predicted model, not a curated record